This is a messenger RNA of Paramuricea clavata, 1363 nucleotides long. The record is from the annotation of a GenBank genome assembly. NCBI's taxonomy places the organism in Eukaryota, Metazoa, Cnidaria, Anthozoa, Malacalcyonacea, Plexauridae.
AUGCCUGAAGGUAUUGUAUUUUAUUUUAAUUUUAUUGUGGUUGUGCUAUAUUUAUUGCAAAUAUUGUAAAAUAUCUGUUUGGUUUGAUUCUAGACACACAAACAUUUUCAAAUCCAUAUGCCCCAGCUUCUGGUGGCAUCAUGAGAAUGGACUCGAUGGAAGAUGAUGGGUAAGAAUUUUAAUACAUAAUUUAAAACAUCACUAACUUUUUAUGGGUAAAUCCAUGCUAAUAUAGACAUUCAUAAAAAUAUUUUUCAAAAAAAUGUUAAAACAACUAGUUAUUUUGAUACAUACUCAGGGGCAAUAACAAAGUUAGUUUAGAUUACCAGCGUUUCAGAUUUAAGCCUGCCGCACACAAGAGCAACUUGCUGAGCUAACCGUCGAGUGGCAGCUAGCUCAGCUAUGUAUUUUCACCGCACAAAUUGGGAAAACUACUCAACAACAACAUAAUUAACAAAAUUAUUUGCAUUUUCCUCCAUUUUGUUCCAUGUCACAUGAAGAAACUAUGGUUUGUCAUUGGCUAAUUGAUUCAAACAGCUCAGCACUUAGCUCACAAUAUCCGCAGACGCUGAGAUUUUUUCCUCGCGAGGUGAAAAAUAUCAAACAUGAUAGAUAUUUUCCUCAAGGCCUCGAGAGGUCAAAUCCUCACGAAAACUAUCCGCACACAAGAGCAACUUGCUGAGUUAUCUGCCACGCGAGGCGGUUAGCUCAGCAAGUUGCUCUCGUGUGCGGCGGGCUUUAGGCCGGGUUUGCCGGGUCUUCAUCACAUUUCGCCAUAGCAGAAGAAACAAAUAACCCUUGAAUAAUUUGAAAUUCCCCAACACAUGUUUUGAUACUCGUUUUGUGCGAAACUAGAAUAUUGAUAGCAAAAAAAAAUAUAGAACUUGACAAUAUAUAACAGUGCUUAAAUAAAACGCAUGUCAAUGAAUUAAACAAAUAUAGCAUUGUAGCAAAGUACGGCAGGCUAUGUGCCUAAAAGGUCAAUCGCAGGUCAAGUGACUUUAUGUAGAUUUAAUAUAUCAAUAUGGACGGAUUAACUUUGAGCAGCUUCCUCCUGAUCCAGAAUCCCCGUUAUUUCAGUUUUAUGGUGAUAAAGAAAUCGAUUUUCUUUGAAUCUGAUUUCCAAGAUCAAGAGAAACAUCUUCGUGAAUGGCGAUCUUUCAAAUUUGAACUAAUAGAGCUUAGGAAGAAAUGGCUUCAUUUCAAAGACCAGGUUAUCGAAAAUAAACUAAAGUUGAAGUAUACAGCAAUGGAAUGGGUACUUUGUCAGAUUUUGGAUCAGUUGCAGGAAGAAUUUAUUCACUUUGUGGCAAUAGCAAAGACAGCUCUUGUUGCACCAGUCUCAAAUGCAUGGUCAGAAUAG